Messenger RNA from Striga asiatica, 3770 nucleotides. The record is from the annotation of a GenBank genome assembly. Lineage: Eukaryota; Viridiplantae; Streptophyta; Magnoliopsida; Lamiales; Orobanchaceae.
GGGACAUGUGAAAUGCAGGUGGGCAGGCAUGGGAUGCCAAGCCUUUUCCACAAUUAUUAUCACCCUUUCACCAUUUAAAACUGCACUCAUGCAUCUCAUUUAUCAACAACAUAUACAUAUUUGUGUCAAUUUCAAUUGGAGUUGGAGAUUGAUCUAAGUUUAAGUAAUUACUUCUUUCUCAGUUUACAGGAUAACAAAGGGGGAAAAAAUGGACAAUAGCAAUGAUCAGAAUCUGCAGGGCAACAAGAUUCCACCUCUGCCGAGGGACCCGCGCGGCUCCCUCGAGGUCUUUAACCCGUCGUCGGCCUACUCCUCCUUCCGGCCGCCGCCUCCGGCGGCGUCAUGGCGGAGCUGGGGCGGCAGCCGCCCGGAUGACGACCAGGAAAGGCAGCUCUCGUCGAAGUCCGGGAGGAUGGACUCUGACGAGGGAAUACCCGUAACCACCUCGUGGAUGGCUCUCAAGGAGCCGUCGCCGGAGACAAUUCCGGGAUCAUCGCCGCCGGCGUCGGGCGGCCGGCAAGGCACGAAGGGGGAGAUAGGGGCGGCUGCCCAACGGGCAGCCGAGUGGGGUUUGGUGCUGAAGACCAACGAGGAGACCGGAAAGCCGCUGGGGGUUAAGGUGAGGACCUCCGGCGAUGAGGUCGGCAAGCCGGUGGGUUCGAGGCGGGAUUCCGGCAACUCUGUACGGAGCUCAGGGGACAUGUCUGAUGAUAGCACAGGAAAUAAAGAGAAGGGUUUUCCAAGAGUAUCAGAGGAUUUGAAGGAUGCUUUGUCUACUUUCCAGCAAACGUUUGUGGUGUCGGAUGCUACCAAACCCGACUACCCGAUUAUGUAUGCAAGUGCUGGAUUUUUCAAAAUGACUGGCUACACUUCUAAAGAGGUCAUUGGUAGGAAUUGCCGAUUUUUACAAGGAAAGGACACGGAUCCAAAUGAUGUGGCGAAGAUUAGGGAGGCUUUACAAUAUGGUUUCACGUAUUGCGGAAGGUUGCUUAAUUACAAGAAAGACGGCACGCCCUUUUGGAAUCUUCUCACCAUUGCACCCAUUAAGGAUGAAACGGGAAAAGUUCUCAAGUACAUUGGAAUGCAAGUGGAAGUAAGCAAGCACACAGAGGGAAUCAAAGAGAAAAUGACCCGACCCAACGGAUUACCCGAAUCUUUGAUUCGCUACGAUGCACGACAAAAGGAAAUAGCUUCAAACACAGUGACAGAGCUGGUGGAGGCGGUGAAGAAGCCGAGCCGCGGCCGGGCACUCAGCGAGUCCACCAAUCCCCGCCCCAUCCUCAGAAAAUCCGGCGACUAUGAAAUCUUCGACGGCCAAAAUCGGCGCAGCUCCGAGAACCCCCCGCCUCCCCAGCGGCGCCACGCACACGCCGGAACAAGAGCCACCAUGCACAAAAUCGACGAACUCCCUCCAAAGCCCCAGAGAAAACCCGCUCGCCGCUCUUUCAUGGCGAUUCUGAAGAAGGGGCGGCGAGGAAGUACGACUCUAGAGGCGGAGCAGGAGGAGCGAAAUUUCGAUGAUGAUGUUGACGAUGAAGAGAAUGAGAACGGUGGUUAUUCGUCGGAAAGUGGUGACGACUGCGGAAGGCCGGACAGCGUGGAUGAUAAAGUGAGGAAAAAGGAAAUGAGAAAGGGUAUUGAUUUGGCCACCACUCUUGAGCGUAUUGAGAAGAAUUUCGUCAUUACUGAUCCAAGGCUACCAGACAAUCCUAUUAUAUUUGCUUCAGAUAGUUUCUUGGAGUUGACAGAGUACAGCCGAGAAGAGAUAUUGGGAAGGAAUUGUAGAUUUCUCCAGGGUCCUGAAACUGAUCCAGCUACUGUUAAGAAAAUACGACAUGCCAUUGAUACUCAAACGGAGGUCACCGUCCAGCUCAUCAACUACACAAAAAGCGGCAAAAAGUUUUGGAAUUUGUUCCAUUUGCAGCCUAUGCGUGAUCAAAAGGGAGAAGUGCAAUAUUUUAUUGGGGUGCAAUUAGAUGGAAGUCAACAUGUUGAGCCACUUCAUAACUGCAUCCCUGAGGCCACAGCAACAGAGAGUGCAAAACUGGUGAAAACAACUGCUGAAAAUGUUGACGAAGCCGUGAGAGAGCUUCCUGAUGCCAAUACGGAACUCAUGAUUCGGUUCAACCUGCAGAAACCAGAGGACUUGUGGAAAAACCAUUCAAAAGUUGUGCACCCAAAGCCCCACAGAAGGAACAGCCCUUCCUGGGAUGCUAUUCGAAAGAUUCUAGAUGGUGGAGAAGAGAUUGGCCUAAAACAUUUCAAGCCAAUAAAACCGUUGGGAUCUGGUGAUACUGGGAGUGUGCAUCUAGUAGAACUAUGUGGGACUGGGCAAUUGUUUGCCAUGAAAGCAAUGGACAAGGGUAUGAUGCUCAAUCGAAACAAGGUGCACAGAGCUUGUGCAGAAAGAGAAAUCCUAGACAUGUUGGACCAUCCUUUUCUUCCUGCAUUGUACGCUUCAUUUCAGACCAAAAGCCAUAUCUGUUUGAUUACUGAUUACUGCCCUGGUGGAGAGCUCUUUCUUCUUCUUGAUAAGCAGCCAACAAAAGUUCUGAAAGAAGACGCUGUCAAAUUCUAUGCAGCUGAAGUAAUAGUGGCUCUGGAGUAUCUUCACUGUCAAGGUAUAAUCUACAGGGAUUUAAAGCCAGAAAAUGUUCUUCUCCUAGACGAUGGACAUAUCUCCUUGACAGACUUUGAUUUGUCUUGCUUGACAUCUUGCAAGCCGCAGCUUUUAAUUCCGGAGAUAAAUGAAAAGAAAAGGAACCAAAAAGGUCAGAAAGGUCAGCAGACGCCAGUCUUUAUGGCAGAACCAAUGAGAGCUUCAAAUUCUUUUGUUGGUACAGAAGAAUACAUAGCUCCGGAAAUCAUUACUGGGGCAGGUCAUACUAGUGCAGUGGACUGGUGGGCUCUUGGGAUUCUGUUAUAUGAAAUGCUUUAUGGAUAUACGCCAUUCAGGGGAAAGACAAGGCAGAAGACCUUUGCCAAUGUUCUUCACAAGGAUUUAAAAUUCCCAAGGAACAAAGAGGUGAGCCUCCAAUCAAAGCAGUUAAUUUAUCGAUUGCUACAUAGAGAUCCCAAAAACAGACUUGGGUCACGAGAAGGAGCGAAUGAAGUUAAGCAGCAUCCGUUCUUCCGUGGUAUCAAUUGGGCUCUUGUUCGUUGCAUGAACCCUCCUACGCUUGAUGCUCCCCUUUUCAAGGAGAAGGAAAAUGACGUUGAUCCAGGCCUUGACGACUUGCAAAAGAACGUUUUCUGAAAGGGGCCCAAGGGCAGGACUUCAUAAGUUUUGGGCCUCUGGCGCUCUAGCUGAUUUAUUAUACCUUUUAUGAUCGACGUUUAGGCCCAAUAUGUUCCUGAUGAAGUUAGGCCCUUCACAUUGUUUUGCUUGCUGAAGUCUUUCAGAGUGUUUGUCUUAUUUUUUAUUUGUUAUAUUUAAAAGGUUGUGGGAUAGUUUGGUUAUUUCCAAGGCAUCUCAAUCCCCAUGUAAUUUGAAGUGAACUCGUUCGGUUCAGGUUUGUUUUUCUUGUAAAAACCGUGCAAGUAAUGAUUUUGUCUGUUCUGGGAGUCUUGUAAUGUUCAUGUACAUUAUAAAGCACCCUUGUCAUUUCUUUUCAACUUUAUCAUUGCCCCCCUUGUUGAGUUCCACUAAUCCGUUGUUACUGAUUCAUUCAAAUUUGAGUGAAUUAACUCAAAGUGAUUUUUUUUGAGUUAACUACGGUUAAUUUAGAAAAAGUGGUGUAGUUAGUUGUUAGUGGGAUUUUGAGUUUAUA